AUGAGAGAGGGGUCACAGUUCCAAGGUCCUGUGCCUGCCCCAUUGGACUGGACUAUAGUUCGUGGCCCCGAAGGCAGAUUUGCCCGUGGCGGCCCUAGUUCUUCCGCCGCAUCUGAGCGUGCAGGAGGAAGUUUUCUGUGUCAUAGGUCGCAUGCCUUGGAUACCCAGACCACAGCGUACUACAUGGCUGUCAUCGGCUCUACCUUGUUGGCGGAUAAGACCAGGACUGGCAUGCGACCUCACCCGAUAGUUGUCGUCAACGACGAUGAACAGGACGUGGCUUGGGGUGCGGUGACUUUGGCGUUCUUGUACAGGCAGCUCGGAAUGGCAUCUAGGGCUGGUUGCAAGACCAUUGCUGGAUGCCUCACAUUGCUCCAGACAUGGAUCUAUGAGUACUUCCCCGCUUUCCGCCCUCAUCCUCGCCGAGAUGAUGUGCCAAACACGACUAGGGCGGAGAUGUGGACGCCGAAGAAAGUAGGUCGUGAGCUGGACAGGUUGAUAUCAUUCCGCAAGGUUCUGGACUCAAUGACAGAGACUCAGGUUGAAUGGACUCCCUACAAUUGUGGAGCUGCUGCGUUGCUGCAUGAGCACCCACGCACCACAGUCAUCGGGGGUAUCACCUGCUUUGAUGUUGUGGAGGUGUAUUUGCCGGAGCGGGCAUUGCGACAGAUUGGGUUCGUGCAGUCUAUUCCUCCAGCUCCUAUGAGACCAGCCAAGGCUCUUCGACCGGCACACGGAACCUACUCCGUGACCUUUCCUUCUUCUGCUGCUGCAUUUGUGGAGGCGUGGAGUAGGUUCCCCUACAGUGGCCGCCUUGUUGAGCAGGGACUUCGACGGGCUACUGUUCCUUCAGAGACUGAACCUAAUUACGUUGAAUGGUUCAGAGUUUGCUCGCACCCGUACAUAUCCCGAGACGAAUUGCUGGCUUCCGGUCCUGGUCCUGGUCAGAGCAGAUCUGAUUACUUCGCGAAAGAAUGGGCCAGUCGAUUCUCUCCAGUGGCAAGACUACCUACGCGGCUUGCGGAUUUGAACUCCCGUUAA
Amaranthus tricolor (Joseph's coat) is the source of this 1041-nucleotide messenger RNA. RefSeq names its product protein MAINTENANCE OF MERISTEMS-like. Bases 1 to 1041 code for a protein of 346 amino acids. The record is from RefSeq and is a predicted model, not a curated record. Gene Ontology annotation, biological process: meristem development; meristem maintenance. Lineage: Eukaryota; Viridiplantae; Streptophyta; Magnoliopsida; Caryophyllales; Amaranthaceae. The transcript has 5 exons.